This is a messenger RNA of Neurospora tetraspora, 339 nucleotides long. RefSeq lists its product as uncharacterized. The transcript is spliced from 2 exons. NCBI's taxonomy places the organism in Eukaryota, Fungi, Ascomycota, Sordariomycetes, Sordariales, Sordariaceae. The record is from RefSeq and is a predicted model, not a curated record. Bases 1 to 339 code for a protein of 112 amino acids.
AUGCCUAGUCUUUCACCCGUUGUCGGCGUUGGAGUAUCGGUUACCACAGCGCAGCUCAGCGCAGCCGCAAAGGAUUAUCCGGGGAUAUACUACGUUGAGCAUCCUCGAGGCAUCCUCCAAAAGCUUCCCAGUAAGCUGUGCAGACAGGCUAUGCAUCCUUCACCAAGCAUCGCCAUUGGCUUGCUGAGCCCGCCGUUCACCACCAUCCCGCGAGCCCGCCCAUCAAUGGCUGCCCAAAGUUGGCUGGCCACCAUGGGUAAGUCCAGGAAACGGCCGGUGGAAACCGAGAAGAAAGCAGCAAAGGGGAGUGAAGAGAGACGAGGAGCGCCAUACUACUGA